Messenger RNA from Aspergillus ibericus CBS 121593, 1179 nucleotides. RefSeq lists its product as uncharacterized. The transcript is spliced from 2 exons. The record is from RefSeq and is a predicted model, not a curated record. NCBI's taxonomy places the organism in Eukaryota, Fungi, Ascomycota, Eurotiomycetes, Eurotiales, Aspergillaceae. The coding region runs from base 462 to 1151 and encodes 229 amino acids.
AUCACCCGAGCAUAAUAUCACCAUUACAACCCCCAGCCCAGAUGCGUAGAUCCACGACCCAUUCCCUUCGAAAACCGGCCCUGCAGCCCUCCCAUCCAGUCAAUGAUAACCCCCCACCACGCAGAUCAACCACCCUACUGAAAAGUUGACCGGUGGAAACAUGAACCGGUGCUACCCUGCUCCUCCAUGUCCCCAUCGCAUGCAGCCGAUCUCCCCCAGAAAGAAAAACACCAAACACAAAGUGCUGGACCGAGUCGAAACUCUGGCCAGCCCCCCCCCUCCGGGCCCCAGAGCCAAUCAUAGAGCCCCGCGGACCGUCAAAGGCGGGGUUGGUCGUUCAGAUCUGACGCCAUUCAUGAUUUCACCUUUUCCUUGCUUGACAUUGUACCGGCUGUGUCUCUCCCUAACGGACUAGGUGUACGGAGUACCGUUCGAUCUUCAAUUUUUGUCAGGUAGACGAUAUGGCGACUUCUCGUUCGGGCUUAGGUUCGAAGGCAGUCCCCCCCUCUGCAACAACAGCAGCAACACCAACCACAACCUCCGAACUCCAAUCCUCCCUCCGCGAACUCUCCCUCACCAACAAAAGUCCCAUAAAAGACAUCCCCCGACCAACUCCCACCUCCGCUCCUUCCCACCAUCACCACCACCACCACCAAAAGCCCAAAAAGAAAUCCCCUCCCAUCGCCGACUCCUGGGAAGAUGAACUAGAAGAAGACACCCCCACCUCCGCCUCAGCCUCCGACCCCGAAGGACCAGGAAAUCAUCUCGACAGCCUCAACAACAGCCCCGCCCUAUCCCCCUCCAUCCGCAGCGCCGAAGGCCCCCUCGACCCGCCCCCCACGCCCAUUUCCCCGCAGAUCACCCCCUCGCAGCAACCGUGGCCCGCGUACGGAAAUACAGUGGCAUCUGCGUCGUCGGCGCCGCGAUCGAGGUCACCCGCGACGAGACGGCCCGAGAAGCAGACGGCGGUGGCGGGGAGGAUGAUUGCGGGGGCGUUGGGGAUUCGGGCGCCCAAGCGGACGGAGGAACAGAGGAAGUAUGAUCGGGCGGUGAAGGAGCAGGAGAUUAAGAGGAGGAAUCGGGAGAGGGAGGAGGCGGAGAGGGUGAGGGUUGAGGAGGAGGAAGCUAAGAAGGCGGUUUGGGAUAUGUGAGUACUGAGUUGGGAUGUGUUGAGAUGGG